GUUUAAUGGUGGGAUCUCAUACAUAACUCCUCAGUCUUCAUAUUUUAACAGUAAAAUGACUUUGAAAAUUGAGAAAGACAACCAUCCAUCCAUCCACCAAAUAACCUUCUUCUAUAUACUUUGAAAAGAUCAUUUCACCAAACCCCAAUUAAACAAACACAACCUAAUUGAAUUCACGUCUAUUUCUUUCUCAAAUGUCUCUCAUUUCUUCCUCUAUAUUUCUACCUCUUUUCUUAUCUUCUUUGCUCACUUUUUAUUCUGAUUAUUCUAUUUUUCUCUUUUUCUUCUUUCUUCUCUGCCAUGCAGUCUUUUCGUCGUAAGACACCUCUUUUCAACUCAGAAGCAGGGACAAUGAAGGGUCGCAAGAACAAUAACCUUUCCAUUUUUGUAGUGGUUUUUUCCAUUUGUCUCUUUGCUGUCUUCAUAUACAAUGAAGACGUUAAAUCAAUAGCUGAGUUUCCAUUUUCAAGGCCUAAAGUACAAGAAACCCAUCAAGAAAAACCGAAUAAGAUCGAGUCAUUACAAAAAGAUACAAAGAAAGUGGUUGUAGAAGAAGACACUGUUGAUGUUGAUGAUACCAAAAAAGAUGUUGUGGAAGAAACUGUCACUGUGAAAGCUUCUAAGAAUUCAAGAACUAAACCUGAGAAGAGUGUUGAUGAUGAUGAAGAUUCUGAUGAGCCACAAGAACGUGUUAAGGUGAAAAAAAUUGUUAUGACAGAGAAAGAGGAGAAGAUUGAAUAUUUAGAAGAAGAGGAAGAAGAUGAAGAAGAGGUUGAGUUGCCACCAAAAGAUUGUGACUUGUUCAAUGGUAAAUGGGUUUUAGAUAACGUGACACAUCCUUUGUAUAAAGAAGAUGAAUGUGAGUUUCUCACUUCUCAAGUUACAUGUAUGAGGAAUGGAAGACGUGAUUCUUUGUAUCAGAAUUGGAAAUGGCAGCCAAAAGACUGUUCUAUGCCAAAGUUCAAGCCAAGAUUGUUGUUUAAGAAGAUUAGAGGGAAGAGGUUAAUGUUUGUUGGAGACUCUUUGAAUAGAAACCAGUGGGAAUCAAUGGUUUGUAUGGUUCAAUCUGUAGUUCCUUCGGAUAAGAAGACUUGGUACAAGACUGGUUCUUUUGCCAUCUUGAAAAUUACGGAGCCAGGACACAUAAUUACUACAGUGGAAUUUUACUGGGCCCCAUUCCUUGUAGAAUCAAACUCAGAUGAUCCAAAUAUGCAUAGCAUAUUGAACCGUAUAAUCAUGCCUGAAUCAAUUGAAAAGCAUGGAGUGAAUUGGAAGGAAGCUGACUACCUUAUCUUUAACACCUACAUAUGGUGGAUGAACACUUUUAACAUGAAAGUCUUACGAGGUUCAUUUGAUGAAGGGGCCACGGAAUAUGAUGAAGUCUCUAGGCCAGUAGCAUAUGAGAGAGUAAUGAAGACAUGGUCAAAAUGGGUGGAUGACAAUAUUGACCCAAAUAAAACCAAAGUUUUCUUCACUGGCACGUCCCCUCUUCACAUCAAGAGUGAGGACUGGAACAACCCAGAUGGUAUAAAAUGUGCUAAAGAAACAACUCCAGUUCUCAACAUGUCGACCCCUUUGAAUGUGGGCACAGAUCGUCGCCUUUUCGUCAUUGCCAACAAUGUAACAAAAUCAAUGAAGGUGCCAGUGUAUUUCCUUAACAUCACAACCUUAUCAGAGUAUCGAAAAGAUGCGCAUACCUCUGUUUAUACCAUACGUCAAGGGAAGAUGCUAACACCUGAACAACAAGCUGAUCCAACUACUUAUGCAGAUUGUAUUCAUUGGUGUUUACCAGGCUUACCAGACAUUUGGAACGAGUUCCUUUAUACGCAAAUCAUCUCUCAAUCUUGACAAAUAACGUACAUAUAUAUCUUCAUACACGAUACCUUUUCUUUUUCACUUAAUUGUUAUUAUUUCUCCUUUUACUUAAGAAGAAAGUUUGUCCCUUGUUUUAACUUUCUGACCUCAACUUUUGUUGUCUCCAUCAGUUUUUGUAAUUUUUGAGCCACUUUUUAUUAGUUUUUUUAGGAGCUGGCCAAUUCUUUUUGUUACCCUUUUACUUCAUCAUGUUUAUUUGUUAAGCCAAUUUAGCAUAGCAAGAACAUAAAUUGUACAAUGAAUCCUUGUUCCUUGAAUGAAGAAAAAAGAAAUAAAGCACUUUGUUUAGUUCAA
Messenger RNA from Medicago truncatula (barrel medic), 2169 nucleotides. Its product is annotated as protein ESKIMO 1. The transcript is spliced from 5 exons. The coding region runs from base 301 to 1848 and encodes 515 amino acids. Lineage: Eukaryota; Viridiplantae; Streptophyta; Magnoliopsida; Fabales; Fabaceae. Gene Ontology annotation, cellular component: Golgi apparatus. Gene Ontology annotation, molecular function: O-acetyltransferase activity. The record is from RefSeq and is a predicted model, not a curated record.